Molecule: messenger RNA, 1198 nt
Organism: Culex quinquefasciatus (southern house mosquito)
Lineage: Eukaryota; Metazoa; Arthropoda; Insecta; Diptera; Culicidae
Product: sorbitol dehydrogenase
Exons: 2
Coding region: 84-1175 (363 amino acids)
Biological process (GO): D-sorbitol catabolic process
Molecular function (GO): zinc ion binding; L-iditol 2-dehydrogenase (NAD+) activity
Source: RefSeq, a predicted model, not a curated record
CAAGAAGGUCAAGUAAACCGAGAGGAUCAUCGCUGUAUAAAACAAGUCAUCCUGAUGGACGUGACAAUCAGUCACUGGGAAGGAUGGCACCGAAGCAGAAUUACGCAGCAGUCGUCCAUGGUCCGAACGAUCUUCGGCUGGAGGAGCGCUCAAUACCGGAACCGGCCUUUAACGAGGUGGUCUUGGAAAUCGAUUGCUGUGGGAUCUGCGGCACGGAUAUUCACUUCCUGAAGGAGGGAGGUUUUGGCACUCAAAUGUUGGUCAAGCCGAUCGUUCUGGGUCACGAGUCUUCCGGGAUCGUCAGGAAGGUCGGCAGUUCGGUGACCCACCUGAAAGUCGGUGAUCGCGUCGCGAUCGAGCCCGCUGCCGGGUGUAGAACUUGCGAUCUUUGCAAGGUUGGCAAGUACAACGUGUGCCUGGACGGGAGGCACUGCACUACGCAGAAGACCGACGGCAAUUGUUCCAACUACUUUGCGCAGUACGCGGACUGUUGCUACAAACUGCCCGAUCACAUGACCAUGGAGGAGGGCGCCCUGUUGGAACCGCUGGCAGUUGCAGUCUACGCUACGCGUCGUGCCGAUAUUCGCCUGGGUAGUAGGGUGAUCAUCUUUGGAGCCGGCCCCAUCGGUAUAAUGUGCCUGAUCGCGGCCAAAGCCAUGGGGGCCACCCGUACGGUGAUCCUCGAUCUGGAUCGGGUCAAACAUCGCCUUGACCUGGCCAAGAAGCUGGGCGUAACGGGCGCGAUCGCGAUCAAGAAGGACGAAACAGAGGACGAUCUCAUCCGGAAGAUCGACGAAGUGCUGGGAGGUCCGGCUGAUCGCGUCCUCGAGUGUACCGGAUCGCAACCGGGCAUCCGGACUGCGAUCAAGGCCACUCGGAAUGCGGGCCGGAUUUGCCUGGUCGGACUGGGGAACGACGACGUCCAGCUGCCGAUGGUGGACGCCAUUUCGAGGGAGAUUGAAAUUACCACCGCGAUGAGAUUCAACCACGACUUUCCAGCGGCACUGGAGAUCGUGGCCAGCGGGUACGUGGACGUGAAGCCGCUCGUCUCGCACCACUUUGACCUGAAGCACGUGAAGGAGGCGUUCCGCAUGGCCAGCCAGGGUGAAGGGAACAAGGUGUUGAUUCACCUAGUGCCGCGCGAUACCAACAACAAGAAGAAGUUUGUGAAUUAAAUAAAGACAGAAUUAUGCAAAAA